This is a messenger RNA of Hyla sarda, 4254 nucleotides long. RefSeq names its product zinc finger protein 84-like. NCBI's taxonomy places the organism in Eukaryota, Metazoa, Chordata, Amphibia, Anura, Hylidae. The transcript is spliced from 3 exons. The coding region runs from base 94 to 1362 and encodes 422 amino acids. Gene Ontology annotation, biological process: regulation of transcription by RNA polymerase II. Gene Ontology annotation, molecular function: DNA-binding transcription factor activity, RNA polymerase II-specific; RNA polymerase II cis-regulatory region sequence-specific DNA binding. The record is from RefSeq and is a predicted model, not a curated record.
CUAGGAAAUAGCAUCUACCUGAUCCUAAUAUCCUGAACAGAGUCCGGAAUCCUCUCUGCACACAGGGUUAUCUCUGCUGUCCGGGUCUAUAAUAUGGAAUCUUUACAGGAAAGUUCUGGAGGAACAAUGAGUGGACUAGAAAACCCCAUAUCAGAGAAUGGAAAGAAGCAAUUUUCAUGUCUGGAAUGUGGGAAGUGUUUUAGGAAUAAACCCCAUCUCGCGGAACAUAUGAGAACUCACACAGAGGAGAAACCAUUUUCAUGCCCAGAAUGUGCGAAGUGUUUUAGUAAUAAAUCAUAUCUUGUAAAACAUAUGAAAACUCACACAGGAGAGAAGCCAUUUUCCUGUCCAGAAUGUGUGAAAUGUUUUAGUAAUAAAUCAAAUCUUGUGGGUCAUAUGAGAACUCACACAGGAGAGAAGCCCUUUUCAUGUCCGGAAUGUGUGAAGAGUUUUAGUCAGAAAUCACAUCUUGUGGAACAUAUGAAAACUCACACAGAGGAGAAACCAUUUUCAUGCCCAGAAUGUGUGAAGUGUUUUAGUCAUAAAUCAAGUCUUGUGGAUCAUAUGAGAACUCACACAGGAGAGAAGCCAUUUUCAUGUCCAGAAUGUGUGAAGAGUUUUAGGAAAAAAUCACAUCUUCUUAAACAUCUGAAAACUCACACAGAAGAGAAACCAUUUUCAUGUCCAGAAUGUGUGAAAUGUUUUAGAAUUAAAGCAACUCUUGUGGAACACAUGAAAACUCACACAGGGGAGAAGCGAUUUUCAUGUCCAGAAUGUGCAAAGUGUUUUAGUCAAAAAUCAAGUCUUGUUUAUCAUAUGAGAACUCACACAGGAGAGAAGCCAUUUUCAUGUCCAGAAUGUGUGAAGAGUUUUAGACACAAAACAAAACUUGUGCAUCAUAUGAGAACUCACACAGGAGAGAAACUAUUUUCAUGUCCAGAAUGUGUGAAGAGUUUUAGUCAUAAAUCAAGUCUUGUGGAUCAUAUGAGAACUCACACAGGAGAGAAGCCAUUUUCAUGUCCAGAAUGUCUGAAGAGUUUUAGCAAAAAAUCACAUCUUGUAAAACAUCUGAGAACUCACACAGGGGAGAAGCCAUUUUCAUGUCCGGAAUGUGUGAAAUGUUUUAGUCAGAAAACAAAUCUUGUAAAACAUCUGAAAACUCACACAGGAGAGAGACCAUUUUCAUGUCCGGAAUGUGUGAAAUGUUUUAGAAUUAAAGCAACUCUUGUGGAACAUCUGAAAACUCACACAGGAGAGAAGCCAUUUUCAUGUCCGCAAUGUGCAAAGUGUUUUAGUCAAAAAUCAAGUCUUGUGCAUCAUAUGAGAACUCACACAGGAGAGAAGCCAUUUUCAUGUCCGUAAUGUGUGAAGAGUUUUAGUCAUAACUCAAGGCUUGUAAAACAUCUGAGAACUCACACAGAAGAGAAACCGUUGUCAUAUACAGUAUAUGGCUAAUGUUUUAACCAAAACUCAAAUUCAUAUGUAUACAUGAGGACAAACAUAAAGAAGAAGUCAUAGCCAUGUUCAGAAUGUGGAAAAUGUAUUAGUAAGACAUCUUGUUAACCCCUUAACGACCACGGACGUAAAUGUACGUCCUGGUUUGGCGGGACUUCACGCACCAGGACGUACAUUUACGUCCUGUGUAUGACCGCGAGCAUCGGAACAGUGCUCUCGUCAUACACGGCAGGUUCCAGCUGCUAGUAGCAGCUGGGGACCCGUCGGUAAUAGCUGACAUCCGCGAUCGCGCGGAUGUCCGUCAUUAACCCCUCAGAUGCCGUGAUCAAUACAGAUCACGGCAUCUGAGGCAGUGCGAUACUUUGAAUGGAUAAUCGGAUCGCCUGCAGCAUUGCCGCGGCGAUCCGAUCAUCCAGCAUGGCGGCUGGAGGUCCCCUCACCUGGCUCAGGCCGUCUCCCGGGGUCUUCUGCUCUGGUCUGAGAUCGAGCAGACCAGAGCAGAAGAUCACCCAUAAUGCUGAUCAGUGCUAUGUCCUAUACAUAGCACUAAACAGUAUUAACAAUCAAAGGAUUGCUAUAGAUAGUUCCCUAUGGGGACAUAAAAAGUGUAAAAAAAAAAUAAAGUUGAAAAAUGUAAAAAUAAAAAGUAAAAAAAAGUGAAAAAUCCCCUCCCCCAAUAAAAAUGAAAAUUGUCCGUUUUUCCCAUUUUACCCCCAAAAAGCUUAAUUUUUUUCUAUAAACAUAUUUGGUAUCGCCGCAUGCAUAAAUGUCCGUACUAUCAAAAUAUAAUUUAAUUAUCUCGUACGGUGAAUGGCGUUAACGUAAAAAAAUUUAAAAUCCAAAAAUGCUGCUUUUUUUGUCACAUUUUAUUAAUAAAAAAUGAUCUAAAAGUUUUAUAUAUGCAAAUGUGGUAUCGAUAAAAAGUACAGGUGACGGCGCAAAAAAUGAGCCCUCAUACUGCCCUAAAUAUGGAAAAAUUUAAAAGUUAUGGGUGGUCAAAAUAGGGCAAUUUUAGAUUACUGAUUUUGUACAAAAAGUUUUAUACAAAAAUAUAAAAGUAUCUGGCCAUGGGUAUCAUUUUAAUCGUAGUGACCCACAGAAUAAAGAACACAUGUCAUUUUUACCAUAAAGUGUACACUGUGAAAACACUAUACACCUACAAAAUGUGCAAAAGUUUGGUUUUCAUUUAAAUUUCCGCCCUAAAAAAAAUUUGUUUUGGGUUCGUCGUACAUUUCAUGGUAAAAUUAGAGGUUUCUUUACAAAGUACAAUUGGUCCCACAAAAAACAAGCCCUUAAAAGGGUCUGUAGAUGGAAAUAUAAAGGAGUUAUGGAUUUUAGAAGGCGAGGAGGAAAAAAUUAAAACGCUAAAAUAAAAUUGACCUGGUCCUUAAGGUGAAAAUGGGCUUGGUCCCUAAGGGGUUAAACAUCUGAGAACACACACAGGGGAGAAGCGAUUUUUAUGUUCAAAAUGUGAAAAAUAUUUUCCAAAAUGAAAUAUUGUACAAAACAAAUGGAGAAAAAAACGGAUAUAUUAAAAUGCAGUGCACACCUAUCAGUAACUACAAUAUUGGCCCAGAUUUAUCAAACUGUGUGAGAGAAAAAAGUAGAGUUAUUUUCCCACAGCAGCCAAUCACAGCUCAGCUUUCACUUUACCAGAGCUUGUUAGCUCAUCUGUGAUUGGUUGCUGUGGGAAAAUAACUCUACUUUUUUCUCUCACACAGUUUGAUAAAUCUGGGUCAUUGUGUAUAAAAUAUGAAUCUUUAUUAGCAGAAGAUAUAAGAAAAUACACGGAUACAAAAAGACACUGUACAAUUAAAAACAAGUAAAAUUGCUCUAACCAGAGCAACCUACAAAAACAUGAGGGGAGGAUAUAACCACCUCAAGAGGGCACAUGUAUAUAAAUGGUGGGUAGACAGUCCUUCUAGAGCCCCAACCUCAUGUGUAAACCAUAUACAGUGUUCCCUCAACAUACGAUGGUAAUUCGUUCCAAACGAGCCAUCGUUUGUCGAAUCCAUCGUAUGUUGAGGGAUUCGUGCAAUGUAAAGUAUAGGAAGCUGUACUUACCUGUCCCCGCCGCUCUGGACCGCAUCCCGCCGCUGUCUUCGGCCUCCGCUGGGCUCUCCUGGUCUUCUCCGGUCCUCCGCUGUCUUCUCCGGUCCUCCGCUGUCUUCUCCGGUCCUCCGCUGUCUUCUCCGGUCCUCCGCUGUCUUCUCCGGUCCUCCGCUGUCUUCUCCGGUCCUCCGCUGUCUUCUCCCGUCCUCCGCUGUCUUCUCCGGUCCUCCGCUGUCUUCUCCCGUCCUCCGCUGUCUUCUCCGGUCCUCCGCUGUCUUCUCCGGUCCUCCGCUGUCUUCCGCAAGGCCUUACUGGGCCUAUGUAGCGACGUCAUUACCUCGCUACGUACUCCGUUCCUGUUGGAUGACGGGACGGCGGUCGCAGCUUCGUAUUGACGUCACCGGAAAGGGCCGAGAAGACACCGGAGGACCAGCGCUGGACCCGAAGGGCACCCCGGAGCAUCGUGGAGGGGUAAGUAAUACUCACCGCACCACACGGGGAACAUUAACCCCUUCAUGACCCUACCCAUUUUCACCUUCAUGACCUGGGCAUUUUUUGAACAUCUGACCACUGUUACUUUAAACAUUAAUAACUCUGGAAUUCUUUUACUUAUUCUGAUUCCGAUAUUGUUUUUUCGUGACAUAUUCUAAUUUAUGUUAUUAGUAAAAUUUCACUGAUAUUUGCAUCAUUUCUUGGUAAAAAAUCUAAAAAUUUCAUGAAAACUUUGAAAAUUUUGCAUUUUUCUAA